This is a messenger RNA of Cydia strobilella, 678 nucleotides long. RefSeq names its product peptidoglycan-recognition protein LB-like (gene PGRP). The transcript is spliced from 5 exons. Bases 50 to 661 code for a protein of 203 amino acids. Gene Ontology annotation, biological process: innate immune response; peptidoglycan catabolic process. Gene Ontology annotation, molecular function: zinc ion binding; peptidoglycan binding; N-acetylmuramoyl-L-alanine amidase activity. The record is from RefSeq and is a predicted model, not a curated record. Lineage: Eukaryota; Metazoa; Arthropoda; Insecta; Lepidoptera; Tortricidae.
UGAUCAGCGUCGAGGACGGAAAAUAUAUUAACUAUUUGAAGGAUAAAUAAUGGCUGAGUGUGGAUACAGUAUUAUAUUUGCUUGUUUGGCUGCCAGUUUUUUAAGUUUGGCAGCUAACGAAAGAAAUUACCGUUACCGUCUGCGCUUCCGAUACUAUUCAAGAGAAGAUUGGGGAGCCAAACCAGCCAUUUCCGUUGCCCACCUCAGUUUGCCCGUUCCUUACGUGACCAUCCACCACACAUACAUUCCAGCUGCAUGCUUCACCGCCGAGCAAUGUAAGAGUGCUAUGCGGGGUAUACAGACUUACCAUCAGGACGACCAGGGAUGGGAUGACAUUGGAUACAACUUCGCAAUAGGCAGUGAUGGCGCGGUGUACGAAGGACGAGGCUGGUCGGCUGUCGGCGCACACGCCGUAGGCGUCAACAGCAACAGUAUAGGCAUCGUCUUCAUAGGAGAUUAUGUUUCUGAUCUGCCACCCCCCAAAAGCCUGCAAGCCGCCAAAGACCUGAUUGCUAUUGGAGUGCAGGCAGGUUUCAUUUCUCCAUCCUACCAUCUAAUAGGCCACCGCCAGGUGACCGAUACUGAGUGCCCAGGACAGAGUCUGUACACUGAGAUCAGCAGUUGGGAUCGAUUUUUACCAGAUUAUGACGUCAACGCGUAAACCAAUAAAGAACUUAA